Penicillium angulare is the source of this 465-nucleotide messenger RNA. RefSeq lists its product as uncharacterized. Bases 1 to 465 code for a protein of 154 amino acids. The transcript has a single exon. The record is from RefSeq and is a predicted model, not a curated record. NCBI's taxonomy places the organism in Eukaryota, Fungi, Ascomycota, Eurotiomycetes, Eurotiales, Aspergillaceae.
AUGGAUACUUCAACACAUAUGAUCAAUAUCGCGGGGGCAAUUGCUCUUACCUGUACAACUCUCAUGAUCGUUGUUUCUGUCAUCUACGUCGCAGGUGCCUCCCUGGGCUUUAUAUUUGGACGAUUCAUCCUACAAUACCUGCCACAGAUUGUUCCAGACACUCGCAAUAGACAGCCACAAGAUCAGGAUCAGAAUUCAUCUCAGCCUGUUCCAUUUAAUCACCGAUCCUUGCAAGACCGAAACGCCCGUAUUCUUGGAGCGACUUUCGCAUUUUGUUUCUUCUUUGCAGCUUUAAUGACAGAGUCUUAUCUGGAAGGACUCAAGGACGUUAACGGGGAAGCCGAUGGCUGGGAUAUUUGGCGUGCCAAUGGAGUCCUCAUUCGUGCUUGCGUGGAAGGUCUUUUGGUACUGGCUAUUCUUCGUGGGGCUGGUUGUAUUGGACAGAGAAUCCGAAACUUCCUUUGA